AUGUCCAGCCACAGAGGUGGCCAAAAGAAGCCCCUGAAACAGACCAAAAAGCAGGCCAAGGAGAUGGAUGAGGAAGAUAAAGCUUUCCAGCAGAAACAGAAAGAGGAGCAGAAGACACUCGAGGAGCUAAAAGCCAAGGCUUUAGGGAAGAGUCCCUUGGCCACAGGUGGAAUUAAGAAAUCUAGCAAAAAGUAA
Molecule: messenger RNA, 195 nt
Organism: Psammomys obesus (fat sand rat)
Lineage: Eukaryota; Metazoa; Chordata; Mammalia; Rodentia; Muridae
Product: translation machinery-associated protein 7-like
Exons: 1
Coding region: 1-195 (64 amino acids)
Source: RefSeq, a predicted model, not a curated record